UCGAUGUGCUGCUCCUAGCGUCGUCACCUUGCAAGCACAGAAGUCACCUUCCAACCUCUGCGACUUUCUGCCCCUGUCAUUAGCUACUAUACCAUUGAGUCCCGUGUUCAUUUACAGGUUAAAGGCAUUGCCCUUUUCUAACAAACAUAUCGUGCGUGAAAUAUUUUGGAUUUGAUUCAGCGUUCACUGGCAAAAAUCUGCGGUCCACUGAUCUGUGUUGGUCAUAAGGAGGAGGCGCAAGUCCAAACCGCACAUCGCUGAUCAUUGUAGUCUACCGAGCUAGAGGGCUACUCUGCGUCCGUGUGUGGAAUUAACCCAGCGCACAGACUGGCUGGUGAUGAGGUUCGUCGUGUACACUCGACAGCGCAUUGACAGAAUCCCUCUCGAGCUGAAGAAACCGCCCCAAUAAGGACACAGGCAAGAGGGGAAGAGCAACAGAGGAGCUGGUGUCGGCUGGAACGCUGUCAUUUCGGCAAGAAUGCAUCUCUUCAGUGCCAUGUUCCUACUAGUGAUGUUAGCUGUCAUGCCCUGUGAGGCUCUCUAUCCUAGCCCAGAGGAGGGCUGGCAGAUCUACAGUUCAGCUCAGGAUGCAGAUGGGAAGUGUAUCUGUACAGUGGUGGCCCCGGCCCAGAACAUGUGUAACCGAGACCCACGCAGUCGGCAGCUCCGCCAGCUCAUGGAGAAGGUCCAGAACAUCACCCAGUCCAUGGAGUUGCUGGACCUGCGGACCAACAGGGACCUUCAGUAUGUGAGGAACACAGAGAGCCAGAUGAAGGCUGUAGACGUCAAGCUGAAGACUGCCUCAGACAACCCCCGAAGCCUCAACCCCAAGAGCUUACAGGAGUUGAAGGACAAGGUGACCCAGCUGCUCCCCCUACUGCCGGUGUUGGAGCAGUACAAGACGGACGCCCGUCAGAUCAGCCGGGUGAGGGAGGAGGUGAGGAACCUGUCGCUGGUGCUCAUGGCCAUCCAGGAGGAGAUGGGAGCCUACGACUACGAGGAGCUGAGACACAGGGUCCUGCUGCUGGAGACCAGGCUCCACUCCUGCAUGCAGAAACUGGGCUGUGGGAAGUUGACCGGCGUCAGUAACCCCAUCACCAUCCGUGCGUCAGGGUCAAGAUUCGGCUCCUGGAUGACUGACACCAUGAUCCCUAGUUCAGACAACCGGGUGUGGUCCAUGGAUGGCUACUUUAAAGGUCGUCGUGUCCUGGAGUACCGCACCCUAAACGACUUCAUGAAAGGCCAGAACUUCGUUCAGCACCUGCUGCCCCACCCCUGGGCGGGGACCGGCCAUGUGGUCUACAACGGCUCCCUGUACUACAACAAGUACCAGAGCAACAUCAUCAUCAAGUACCACUUCAGGUCCCGCAGUGUUCUGGUGCAGCGCAGUCUCAGUGGGGCCGGCUACAACAACACCUUCCCCUACUCCUGGGGAGGCUCCUCAGACAUCGACCUGAUGGCAGACGAGAACGGCUUGUGGGCCGUCUACACCACCAUCCCCAACGCCGGCAACAUCGUCAUCAGCCGCCUGGAGCCGCAGAGCCUGGAGGUGCUGCAGACGUGGGACACAGGGUUCCCCAAGCGCAGCGCCGGAGAGUCUUUCAUGAUCUGUAGCACGCUGUACGUCACCAACUCCCACCUGGCCGGGGCUAAGAUCUACUUCGCCUACUACACCAACUCCUCUAGCUACGAGUACACAGACAUCCCCUUCCAUAACCAGUACUCCCACAUCUCCAUGAUGGACUAUAACCCCAGGGAGAGGGUGCUGUACACCUGGAACAACGGACACCAGGUGCUCUACAAUGUCACUCUGUUCCAGGUCGUUAAGACCGCUGGGGACUAGAGACACCAGGGGUGGCUGGUGUCAUUUUACAUCAGAGGACGGGCCUAUUGUAAUGGACGGAAUAGAAUGAAUGGAACGAUAUCAAACAAGCAUUCCAUUGAUUCCAUUCCAGUCAUUGCUAUGAGCCGUCCUCCGUUCACAAGCCUCCAGAGACACCCCGAGCUAGCCUGGUCUCGGGUCUGUUGUGCUGUCUUGACAACUCCUAGUGUGACAUUGACCAUAUGUGUUGGAAAGAUAGCACAGAUCUGGGACCAGGCUAACCCAGAGGCAGAGUCAGACCGAACACACAACAAAACUAUAAUGCUGUUAUGGAGAGGGGGGGCAGACAGAUGGACGGAAGGAGGCUUGGACUUUUUUAAAGCAUUCCAAUCUUCUUCAUAGACUGCUGUUAUUCAUUCGGGAAAAAAUACACUCCGACAGCAAGGUCAGUAGAUAUAUACAGACUUUCUGAUUUUCUUUUCUGUGAUGAGUAAGCAUGGUUCUUUUUAUUUGUGAUGAGAAAUAAAUAUCAACCUUUACCA
Messenger RNA from Oncorhynchus gorbuscha (pink salmon), 2364 nucleotides. It is a transcript of the gene olfm2a, whose product is annotated as olfactomedin 2a. Lineage: Eukaryota; Metazoa; Chordata; Actinopteri; Salmoniformes; Salmonidae. The transcript has 6 exons. The record is from RefSeq and is a predicted model, not a curated record. Bases 479 to 1843 code for a protein of 454 amino acids. Gene Ontology annotation, biological process: signal transduction.